AUGCUCAACGGGCACACUGAUGCGAUCAUCACUCUCGCAUUCUCCCCCGAUGGGAAGAUUGUCGUGUCUGGCUCCUGCGAUUAUACUGUUCGUGUCUGGAAUGUUGGUGAUAGCACCAAUGUAGAGAGCGUAGUUCUUCAAGAUCAUGCUGCAGCAGUUGGUUCAGUCGCCUUCUCUCCGAAUGGGAAGUUCAUGGCCUCUGGCUCCUCCGACAAUGCCAUUCGCAUUUGUGAUCUCUCUCAUCGCGAGCUUUCCACGCCUCCUCAUAGCUUGGAGGGCCAUACCGGAGCUAUCAUCUGCCUCGCAUUCUCUACCGACAAUCAUAAGCUCGUCUCUGGUUCUUACGACUGCACCGUGCGAAUAUGGGACCUGCAAAGUAGUGAUACCCACGUUCGAGUCCUGUAUGGCCACACCGGCUGGAUCACAUCGCUUGCUUUCUCCCCGGACGGAGAGCACAUCAUCUCUGGGUCGACUGAUUCGACGUGUCACUUGUGGGAUUCUCAAACAGAGUGCCUCUAUGGCCACACGUCUUGGGUAGGCGCUGUCGCAUUCUCGCCCGAUAGCAAACAACUCGUCUCAUGCUCUGGCGAUAGCACGAUCCGUGUCUGGGACGUACAGACCGGAACAGAGGCUCUUCGCCCACUCGAAGGCCAUACAGACCCCGUUCAAUCCGUUCAAUUCUCCCCGGACGGUUCGCUCAUUGCCUCCGGUUCUUUCGACAGAAUGGUUCGGAUUUGGGAUGCGGUGACUGGAAACCAGAAAGGCGAACCACUGCCAGGCCAUACCAGCGGGGUCAGAUCUGUCGGAUUCUCGCCGGAUGGGAAACACCUCGUUUCAGGUUCUAAUGAUCGCACUGUCCGUGUAUGGAACGUCGAAACGAGGUCCGAGGCUCACAAGCCACUCGAAGGGCAUAUAGAUUUUGUUCAGUCCGUACAGUACUCGCCAGAUGGGCGAUACAUCGUCUCUGGCUCCUAUGAUGGGACAGUACGUCUUUGGGAUGCAAAUACGGGGAAGGCAGUAGGGGAGCCAUUCAGUGGUCAUGCCAGUCCUGUCACUUCCGUCGCAUUCUCACCCGAUGGCACACGCAUCGUCUCCGGCUCCUUCGAUAAAACCAUCCGCAUCUGGGAUACGAAGACGGGGAAGGCGGUGGGAGAGCCCUUGAGAGGUCAUACCAACUCGGUCGAGUCAGUCGCAUACUCUCCUGAUGGAAAGCGGAUCGUUUCUGGCUCUUGGGAUAAGACCGUCCGUGUCUGGGACGCGGAGACGGGGAAGGAGGUUUUCGAGCCUCUGGGAGGCCAUACCGGCGGCGUGUGGUCUGUCGCAUGGUCGCCAGAUGGUCAGCUCAUUGCAUCGGCUUCGUAUGACAACACGAUUCGGAUUUGGAAUGCGAAUACGGGGGAUCCGAUCAGGCUUUAG
Molecule: messenger RNA, 1416 nt
Organism: Stereum hirsutum FP-91666 SS1
Lineage: Eukaryota; Fungi; Basidiomycota; Agaricomycetes; Russulales; Stereaceae
Product: HET-E
Exons: 3
Coding region: 1-1416 (471 amino acids)
Molecular function (GO): protein binding
Source: RefSeq, a predicted model, not a curated record